This is a messenger RNA of Bursaphelenchus okinawaensis, 745 nucleotides long. The record is from the annotation of a GenBank genome assembly. NCBI's taxonomy places the organism in Eukaryota, Metazoa, Nematoda, Chromadorea, Rhabditida, Aphelenchoididae.
AUGGACCCGAGGCUAAUCACUUUACUUGCUUGUCUGACAGUAUGGGUUACCCGAGCACAGAACGACGAAGGCCUCAUGUUCGGUGGAGAAGCCGACCUUCAACCCGCUUAUUGUGACGUUACCUAUCAGUGGAUGUGUGCUAACGGAGAGUGUAUAGCCCAGUACGACGUUUGUGACGGUGUAACACAAUGUGAAGACGGCUCGGACGAGCUGGAAUGUGAUCAACCGGAACGGUAGGUUUUCUCAUUGUAAUUUGUUAUAUAGCGUGAGAAGUCGCUUAUUUAACUUAAAAAUUUAUUAAUUAAUUUGUCCAAACAGUUUAAAUGUUAAAACCUACUUUAUUUAACCUAAACGUGUCCAUAUAAAGCCGUUCUAUGCACUUUUGGACCAACAAAUAUACUAAAACUUAAAAAUUUACAUCUUUUAGCUUUGAUUUUAACCUAAUUACCUUCUAAACCACUUCAGAAAACAACAAAGACCUUCUCAACAACCUCAGCAACCAGGUCGUCAGGUUCAUCUCCAGCCCAAGGUAUACACCACAACUCCCGCAUUACCUACAACAACAUCCGCGAACGGGCUGUCGCUUCGGUUGGCCGCCUUAGGGCUGUUCCUGUUGGUCGGGUUGGCGGGCGGAGUACGUUUCAUUUGCAAGCGAAGGAAAGCCAACAACAAUAGGAACGUGCGAAAAGGAGAGAGCUUACUGGAUGACGAAGAUGACCUGCUCAUCUCUCAAAUGUAUGCAUAA